Drosophila sechellia is the source of this 1329-nucleotide messenger RNA. Its product is annotated as leucine-rich repeat-containing protein 34. Gene Ontology annotation, cellular component: cytosol; nucleus; perinuclear region of cytoplasm. Gene Ontology annotation, biological process: activation of GTPase activity; nucleocytoplasmic transport. The transcript has 2 exons. The record is from RefSeq and is a predicted model, not a curated record. Bases 97 to 1260 code for a protein of 387 amino acids. NCBI's taxonomy places the organism in Eukaryota, Metazoa, Arthropoda, Insecta, Diptera, Drosophilidae. Gene Ontology annotation, molecular function: small GTPase binding; GTPase activator activity.
UACUUUCACACACAAUCUGCGCUGGCUCAGUUGUCACAAAUUCACAAUAACUUUUAAAUAGUUUAAUUAUUGAUCUUAUACACGACAGAGUUCAGGAUGUGCGACGUGCUCCUCCCAUGCGAGUACAAUCCGAAGGAAUGUCCGAGUCCUGCGGCGGAGAAGAGCCGCCUCUUCACUAUCCUGCUCCUCUACUGUUGGCAGCGGGAGUACGACAAGAGACCCUACCGCCAGUUCCAGUUCAAGCGACUCACGUUCGAGGAGCGGAUCGGUCGGAGGUACCACUGCAUCCGCGACUUCCGGAUCAUCGUUAACUAUCUGCUGCGGCGUCCCCAGUUGUCUGUCCAAAUUUCCAGCUUGGUUGUCAGCAAUUGGGAUGCGGGUUUGCUCAAGGACUUUGUCCGCUCGCUGCUCCCCGUGUGGUACAUCGAGCUGAGACUGAUGCGGUUUCCUCGCGAGUUCUUCGUGAUGCUGCGUCUCAAUGCGAGCAAGAUGAAUGUUAGCCAGCUGAGCUUGGAAGGAACACCCCUCUCCGAUGAAGACGUGCGCAUCCUGCGAGAGUUCCUUCUGGUCAGCAAGACUCUGCGCAGGCUCAACGUGUCCAGCUGCAGUCUGACACAGUUCAACUUCGCUCUGAUCGCGGACGGAGUGUAUAAGUCGCCAGGAGUGCGACGCUUGAGCGCCAACAGGCUGCUGGGGAUGAGCCUCAGCCUGGACACGGAGAAAAUUUCCUCCGUGCUGAGCUCGCUGCUGAUGCAGAAUACGCUCUGGGCUCUUUCGCUGGAGCACUGUGAACUGACCGCCCAGGACAUGAUUCCCAUUGCCGAGCACCUGGCCCGGACCAACUCGAAAUUCCGGCGCCUGCGAAUCGCCUGCAACAAGAUCGGUCCGGAUGGAGCCUUCUUCCUGCUGCGUGGAAUGUCCAUGGGUGGCAAUCUGGAGUUGCUGGAUCUGAGCUACUGCUCGAUUGGCACGCACGGCGGCGAGUGGGUGGCCAAGUACCUGGCCUCGUGCCGCAGGCUGCAGAUCCUGCACUUGAACUACAACGACAUGAGCCCGACGGCAGUGAAUCUCAUCCUUCUAACCAUGAAGAAGCAGUGCAAGCUGGAAAGACUAACCUUGUAUGGCAACCAGUUUGACUCGCGUACUGCGAUGAUAGUGCGUCGCUUGCUGGAUGCUGAGGUAGUGCUCCACUCCGAGCUGGACAUCAGUUACACCUACGACGAGGCACUGCAGGAUUACAGGGUGGUGCCUUGGCGCUAGAAAGUGGAUAGAAUGUUGUUAGUUAUGUUAACUCGUAAGUAAAUUAAAGUCUAUUCCGCUAAAAUCAGA